Molecule: messenger RNA, 1931 nt
Organism: Myodes glareolus (Bank vole)
Lineage: Eukaryota; Metazoa; Chordata; Mammalia; Rodentia; Cricetidae
Gene: Actmap
Product: actin maturation protease
Source: RefSeq, a predicted model, not a curated record
ACGUGAUCAGCCGCGUGGGCUUAGAAAGGACGGUGUAGUCUGGCAGGGUCAACACUGUUUGCUCCCGGCGGGAAGCCAGUAUAAGUUCCUAAGUUCCUUUCCGUAGUCGACCCUUUAUCGCUGAGCUGCUGCUACUCUCUUACUUCCCGAGUGAUUCCAGGACCCUGCCACCACUAGGCUGUUUUCUCAGCCACGUGAUCUCUUGACCUCUAACUCCUACGGGCAACCUUAACGUUCCAAAUUCGAGCCAGGGAUGUGAGAUGAGAUUUCUAUGUGCGGACCUGAACGCCACAUCCAGUUGCUCUAAAAACUGAAACUCCAUCCUUGAGAAAUUUGGGAGGAUUCUUUCUCGUUCUCACAUCGGCUCGUCCUGAAGACCCCACAUGACUUCUCCAUGCUCUUUCCCCCUAAAACCCACAAUCCCCCCAGUAAUCCAAGACCCCAAUAUUCCACCUCCUUUACCCCCAGAUCCUCUGGACUUAGCUUUGCCAUCCCCUCCCUGUAGUCCCCAGGCUUCAGUUCCACCCCCACCCCCACUGCCACCUCCACCCUCUACUGUGGAGGCUGUUCCCCCUCAUGUCUACGGCCUGGAGAAGAGCCGGCUGCUGAAGGAGGCCUUGGAGAAGGCUGGCCCAGUCCCCAAAGGCAGAGAAGAUGUGAAGAGGCUCCUGAAGCUGCACAAAGACCGGUUUCGAAAUGACUUGCAAUGGAUCCUCUUUUGUGCCAACCUACCAUCGCUCAUCCAAGAAGGCCCUCAGUGUGGACUGGUGGCCUUGUGGAUGGCAGGCACUCUUCUGUCAACCCCAGACACUGACAGUGUCUCUCUGGAAAGACUGGUGCAGGUAGCCAUGGAGAGAGGCUACACAGCACAGGGAGAGAUGUUCUCUGUGGCUGAUAUGGCCAAACUGGCCCAGGAGACCUUGGACUGCCAGACUGAGCUCCUCUGUGGUGGCCUGGGUGGUCCCAACAGAGAUCGGGUCCUGCAGCACCUCAUUUCUGGACAUCCCUUGCUCAUCCCCUAUGAUGAGGAUUUCAACCAUGAGCCAUGCCAAAAGAAAGGCCAUAAAGCCCACUGGGCAGUGAGUGCAGGGGUCCUGAUAGGUGUGCAGAGUAUACCGAUACUUGGCUACAUGGAAGACUCUGAGUUGCCAGGCCUCUUCCACCCAGUGCCUGGCAUACCUCACCAAUCACCAUCCCUCCCAGAUGAGAGCUCCCCUGGUGCCAUCUUCCUUCUCUCCAAGCAGGGCAAGAGUUGGCAUUACCAGCUGUGGGACUACAACCAAGUUCGGGAUAGCAACCUGCAGCUGACAGACUUCUCCCCUGCCAGGGCUGCCGAUGGACGGGUGUACGUGGUACCUGCUGGUGGGGUACAGGCUGGCCUCUGUGGCCAGGUCCUGCUGCUUAGACCACAGGAGUGGAGCCAUUAGCUGGGGCUGGGGCAUCUGCCUUAAAUUUUCCUCCAUCACCAUUAGAGUGCCUCAACUUCCAACCUGUAUCUUGAGUCUUGAGGGCCUUCUGCUAGAAAUCUCUCACACAGUCACCCCAUCUAUGGUGCCACAAGCUUGACCACUGUCCAAAGUCUGAAUUCAUCACUUGCAGGAUUAGGUAUGCCUUUGGUUAAGGGAGACUUUUUUUUUUUUUCGAGAAAGGGUUUCUCUGUGUAUCUCUAACUGUUAGGGAACUCUUUGAAGGCCAGAACUCACAGGUACCCACCUACCUCUGCCUCCCUGAGUGUUGGGAUUGAAGGCAUGUGCCACCACCGCCCAGCUUCUUUUUUUUUGUUUAUUUUUUAAAGCAUGAUCUCUGCGUGGGGUGGUGGCACCUACUUCUAAACCCAGCACUCAGGAGGUAGAGGACUGGUUCUCAGCCUGUGGAUCAUGACCCCUUUGGGGAUCAAUACCCUUUCACAGGGUUGCCUAAGACCAUUGGAA